This is a messenger RNA of Adineta ricciae, 3474 nucleotides long. The record is from the annotation of a GenBank genome assembly. NCBI's taxonomy places the organism in Eukaryota, Metazoa, Rotifera, Eurotatoria, Adinetida, Adinetidae.
AUGUCUUCUUCAUCAUUCAAUGCGUUCCGCGGUCCAAAUGCAAACCGAUCAGCGGCGUCUAAUGAUUUGAAACACAACAUACGUGAAAGUCGCUGGAUUCAACCUGAACAAUGGCAAUUGCCAGAAGUUGAACAAAAGUUUCAACAGGGAUCUAUUGACUUUACUGAAGUUCAUGGUAUGUUACAGCAACUUGGAAUAAAAGUUGAACGAUUCGAAUUGAAUAAAAUACUUGACGCUCAUGAUAAGAACAAAGAUAGAAAAUUAAGUAAAGAAGAAUUCGAAGAAUUAUAUAUGAAAUUACGUGCAGAGAAAGAUCCAGGAAGCACAUGGAAUAAAACUGUCAAGCCGAUUGCUGGUGGCGCGGUUGAUACAUUUAAAACUCAACGAAUCGAUGAAGCCGAUGAAACGAAUUCGAGUCCAUCGACUAUAGAAAAACUUCAAGAUACAUCAGGUCCAUAUCAUAGUGUCCUAGUUGAAGAACGUGUAUGGACGGCAAACUGGGUGAAUCAACUCCUUGCUGAUGAUGCACAUUUAAAUUUACGUGCUAAUCCAAUUGAUACGCAAGAUCCACAAGCAUUGUAUAAACGUUGUCAAGAUGGUAUUUUACUUUGCAAAUUGAUCAACGUUGCCGUGCCGAAAACAAUUGACGAACGAGCCAUUAAUUUAAAUCUUAACAAACAAGAUAUUUUCCGUCAAAGUGAAAAUUUAGAACUUGCAAUUAACUCGGCUCGUGGUAUUGGUUGCAAAGUAGUCAAUAUUCAUCCGGAAAACAUUUCCAAAGCAGUGCCACAUCUUAUCAUGGGUCUUUUAUGGCAAAUCAUUCGAAUCCAAUUAACCCAUGAAAUCAAUUUGAAACAUGUACCGGGCUUGGUUCUACUUCUACGCGAUGGAGAAACUGCCGAGCAUUUAUUAAAACUAUCACCGGAAGAUUUACUACUCCGUUGGUUCAAUUAUCAACUUCAACGUUCGCAAUACAAAGGCAAACCGGUAUCAAAUUUCAGUAAUGAUAUCAAAGAUUCUGAAGCGUAUACGUAUCUAUUGAAUGUCAUUGCACCAGCAAAUACCAAACCACCAUUAACACUAAAUCCAUUAAAUGAAUCGGAUUUACGUUACCGAGCUGAAUUGAUGCUGAAAGAAUCAGACAAAAUCAAAGCCCGAGCACAUAUUACACCUGAUGAUGUCGUGAAAGGCAAUCCGCGUCUUAAUUUUGCUUUCGUUGCAAAUCUAUUCAACAUAUAUCCAGCAUUGGAUCUGCCAACUGAACAAGUUCUCCAACCGGAUGUUGUUAUCGAAGAAACACGAGAAGAGAAAACCUAUCGAAAUUUUAUCAACAGUUUGGGAUUAGAACCACAUGUGAAUUAUCUUUAUUCCGAUCUUUGUGAUGGUUUAAUUAUACUUCAACUCUAUGAUAUUAUCCGUCCGAAUACAGUCGAUUGGUCUAAAAUAUACAAAACAUUCAAUGCUAUCAAAGAGCGAUUUCAAAAACUAAACAAUUGCAAUUUUGCUGUCACUUACGCGAAAGAUCCUCUAUUUUUCAAAGUGACUGGUAUCGGUGGUUCGAACAUCUUAGAAGGUAACAAAACUUUGACACUUGGUCUGGUUUGGCAGAUUAUGCGUGCAUAUACCUUAUCCAUUCUUCAAAAAUUGGCCAAGUCCAGCACACCAAUCGCCGAUAAAGACAUUAUCAACUGGGCGAACGAAAAAUUAAAAAGUGCCAACAAACACACAUUUUUAACUAACUUCCAGGAUCCAUCCUUGAGCGAUUCGAUGCUUAUUUGCGACUUGAUCGAUGCUAUCAAACCAGGUUCGAUACAAUACAAUCUAUUGAAGACAUCUGGCACAUCUGAAGCCAAAAUGGACAAUGCUCUGUACGCAAUAUCCAUGGCGCGAAAGAUUGGUGCUCGUGUUUACGCCUUACCUGAAGAUAUUGUUGAAACAAAACAAAAGAUGCUUUUAACAGUAUUCGCUUGUCUCAUGGCCAGUGAUAUGCUCGCUCCAAAUGAAACUCCUUCUAAUUUACGUUUAUCGAACUCUCAAAAGCGAUCGAGCCAUUCGCCUGCUUCGAAUCACAUAACAGCCGAUUCUCCUGGAUCAUCACCGGCACGUCGAUCCAGCAUAUUCAUCACCAAUCGAAUUCAACCGACGGCCGAACAUAUCUACGAAAAACAUUUACCACCAGUUCGAGAUGUACCGUCAACAUUCGCUCAACAACCUCGGGUAUACGAGGAUGCACGUUCUCGUUCGCGAUCAAAGACUCCCAUUGGAACUGCUAGUCCAAAAGCUCCUCAACGUUCCCUAUCAGCCUCCAUUUCAUCUAUAUUUAACACACUUUCGAAACGUUCGACAGAAAACGCAAUGGGUUCAAAUGGUGAUCUGAAUGAACUAAGAAUAACAUCUAGUCGUCGGUCUCGACCACUGAGCACUGAAAGCGGUCGACGUGGUAUCGAUACACCCCAUGUAAUUACAAAACAAAUAAAUGUUACGCCUCAGAAACAGUCUAUAGAUAAUGGAAUUGAUAGUCGAUACGCUACACAUCGAUCAGAAACAGUCCGCCAACAGCAAACACCACUACAUUCAGCACGUGUUCGCCUCAAUGUACCUAAUGUGCAUGUCGAAAGUCCGCUUAUGCAUGAAGUGUUAACAAAAGAACAAGGAAGCACUGGUCCACUGUAUCAGCGACGCACGAAUAAUAGUGUGAGAUCACCUAUCAAGCAGAAGAUCGAUAAAUACCGACGUCGUUCCGGAGAAGCCACUCAAGGCGGAAAUGGUACAACAAGCGAUGGACACAUGCCUACUCCAACGACUACGUUAGCAUUAAAUAGUCCAUCGUCAGUUCGUUCGAAACAGCAAGCAUCACCUUCAUCCAUUCGUCGUGUCACGUCAGAUGCUGAAACAUCCUCUCGACCGGAAGUCUUUCGUCUAUCGGUGGAUUCGAAUGCACUUCAUAGUGAUCAUCCGUCUUCGAAUGGUCAGCACCGUCUCAAACCUGCACAGAUAUAUUCUACACACGAACAACUGGUUCCUGUCGUAACUACUCACAUCACAUCGUCGGCUCAUCGUCGACUUUAUCAAAUUCCAGCUGCAACUCCCAUUCAACCACGACCAAGUAAUACUUACGGCAAACAACGACAAUCAUCCGCUAGACAAUCGACAACAACAGCGAACAAUCAAGGAAAUAUGUAUUUAGCGUUUAUUGCUUCACGUCACCUCUCCACACUAGAAGCUAAUGUACCUGAGUACGACAUGGAUCAUCCUCGAUUACUACGAAUAUUUACAUGGCUUCAAAACGUGGAAGAACAUCGACAUGAACAAUCGGAUCACGAUCUAUUAAUAACUGAACAAAAUCAACGAAUGUUAGAUCAAGAAGAAAACUUUUCCUUAUAUUCAGAAAUUCAACAUGCUGUUGAUGAUAUACCAGCGAACACAAACGGAGAACCUUGUGAAAGAAUUCCAACGAUUGAAUUCGAAAACUAG